AUGAGGGCAGCACAGUGGAGAGGGGCAGCACAGUGGAGAGGGACAGCACAGUGGAGAGGGCAGCACAGUGGAGAGGGGCAGCACAGUGGAGAGGGGCAGCACGGUGGAGAGGGCAGCACAGUGGAGAGGGGCAGCACAGUGGAUAGGGGCAGCACAGUGGAGAGGGACAGCACAGUGGAGAGGGCAGCACAGUGGAGAGGGGCAGCACAGUGGAGAGGGCAGCACAGUGGAGAGGGGCAGCACAGUGGAGAGGGCAGCACAGUGGAGAGGGGCAGCACAGUGGAGAGGGGCAGCACAGUGGAGAGGGACAGCACAGUGGAGAGGGCAGCACAGUGGAGAGGGGCAGCACAGUGGAGAGGGGCAGCACGGUGGAGAGGGCAGCACGGUGGAGAGGGCAGCACGGUGGAGAGGGGCAGCACAGUGGAGAGGGACAGCACAGUGGAGAGGGGCAGCACGGUGGAGAGGGCAGCACAGUGGAGAGGGCAGCACAGUGGAGAGGGGCAGCACAGUGGAGAGGGCAGCACAGUGGAGAGGGGCAGCACGGUGGAGAGGGGCAGCACACACAGUGGAGAGGGCAGCACGGUGGAGAGGGACAGCACAGUGGAGAGGGGCAGCACAGUGGGGAGUGGCAGCACGGUGGAGAGGGGCAGCACGGUCGAGAGGGCAGCACAGUGGGGAGUGGCAGCACAGUGGGGAGUGGCAGCACAGUGGAGAGGGCAGCACAGUGGAGAGGGUCAGCACAGUGGGGAGUGGCAGCACGGUGGAGAGGGCAGCACAGUGGGGAGUGGCAGCACGGUGGAGAGGGGCAGCACAGUGGAGAGGGCAGCACAGUGGAGAGGGGCAGCACGUGGAGAGGGGCAGCACAGUGGAGAGGGCAGCACGGUGGAGAGGGGCAGCACGGUGGAGAGGGGCAGCACGGUGGAGAGGGAGGGGCAGCACAGUGGAGAGGGGCAGCACAGUGGAGAGGGGCAGCACAGUGGAGAGGGCAGCACGGUGGAGAGGGGCAGCACGGUGGAGAGGGGCAGCACGGUGGAGAGGGGCAGCACGGUGGAGAGGGGCAGCACGGUGGAGAGGGGCAGCACGGUGGAGAGGGGCAGCACGGUGGAGAGGGGCAGCACAGUGGAGAGGGGCAGCACGGUGGAGAGGGGCAGAACGGUGGAGAGGGGCAGCACGGUGGAGAGGGGCAGCACGGUGGAGAGGGGCAGCACGGUGGAGAGGGGCAGCACAGCAGAAGAAAGAUGA
Molecule: messenger RNA, 1242 nt
Organism: Haliotis rufescens (red abalone)
Lineage: Eukaryota; Metazoa; Mollusca; Gastropoda; Lepetellida; Haliotidae
Product: glutenin, high molecular weight subunit PW212-like
Exons: 4
Coding region: 1-1242 (413 amino acids)
Source: RefSeq, a predicted model, not a curated record